Messenger RNA from Blastocystis hominis, 1749 nucleotides. RefSeq lists its product as hypothetical. Lineage: Eukaryota; Bigyra; Opalinata; Blastocystidae. The coding region runs from base 1 to 1749 and encodes 582 amino acids. The transcript has 2 exons. The record is from RefSeq and is a predicted model, not a curated record.
AUGUCCAGUCGAUCAUUCACUCAGUCAGCAUCCCUAUCUUCAAGCCAGCAAUCAAUUGGCAGUAAUUCACGUCCUUUUAUGAAUUCCUUCCCGGGCAGUUCAACUUCCAGUCAGCCGCAGAGUGUUUCCCAUUCAGAGCCAGUCCAACCCUCCCGUUCGUUUUUGCAAUUCACUCCGCAGCCCCGAUUCGAGGACGCUUCUCUCAGUCGAUCGUCCUCCAUAAACACGCAAGAAGACCAGCUUCGAGCAUCGCUAUCACGCCAAGAAGCUGUCGAUUCCUUGUUUUCGAACAGCAAUGCGUCCAAACGAAUGAAUCAAAUUCACAAACAGCCACGGCGAGCGAUGUCCCAGCAAGAAUCACUGGCUUCUUUGCGAGCCCAGAAAGAUAAACUCAACCCAUUUGCUUUCGUGUCUUCGCAAUCUCCUUCUUCCUCCCAGUCCUCUCUUUAUUCUUCGAAUUGCAACUCAUCGCGUUCUGUUCUCAAAUCAGAGCAGCCAAUCGAAGACUUGUUCAAAGGCUUAGCACCCACAAACAUGAAUGAUCUUUUCUCUUCCUUGAAUACACUCACUCACAAGAACUUUAUGAAUGAAUCAAAGCAGCAAAACCCAUCAGAACAAUCCUCAAACAAACCCGUAAUGAUUCCAGAAUCGAGUCAAGACAAUCCGUUUAAGACGUCCUUCGAUGAACUCGAUAAUCCAUUCGGAGGGACUGGAAAACGCCCAACUUCCGAACGCGGAUCGAAUUUGUCGUCUGUGGAGGACGAUGUGGUGAGUGAAAUUGUUCCUUCGGAUCUCGACGAUACGAUCGUAGCAGUGGAUCAACUCGACGGAGACAGCGAAAAGCAGCAGCCUUCGCAAUCGUCCGAUUCAAACGCCUUGGCGUCUCCUUCAGAAAAAGCCAAAGACGCGAAGAAUCCAAAGCGUCGCUCGCUGUUUUCGUUCUUCCGCCGCAAUUCGAUUAUCGAAAUGAAAAAUCCAGAGGACACGCUUCAAGUCGCCGAGCGAAUUGGAGUCCAACUUCCCGAAAUAGAGAAACCAGAACCUUCUAAAGAACCUUCUAAAGAACCUUCUAAAGAACCUUCUAAAGAACCUUCUAAAGAACCUUCUCCUAAAGAAUCAUCUCCUAAAGAAUCAUCUCCUAAAGAGGCAGCGAGACCUCCAGUGAAGGCAGUUGAUAUAGCGGAGUUUUUUGAUAACGACGACGAGUUCGUGGUGGGCGAAGACGGUCAGCGACUGCGCGUUUUGUUUGAUAACAUGCUGCCGAUGGUGGGAAACAAUCCGAUUAUUCCCGAGCCAGAAGAGAUGAUGGAGCAGGUCAGUUGCAAGGCGGAGGCGCUGCUGACGAUGCUGGCGUCGAUGAAUUUGGGAUGGCGAAAAGGAGCGAAGAAGAAGUCGUUGGAGAAGCGAAUUCACGAUGUCGUGAAAGAAAAACACUCGGGUGAUAUCGAGAAGGACAUUCGAGUGUGUCAAAAAGCGAUUUUGAAGGCACAGAAGAUCGAAGCAAUGAAGAGAGAAGCGGGCGAAGUGAUUGAGAAGGAUAUCAUGAAGCUCAAUCAGCAGAUUGCGACGUAUAGCGAGCAAAUCGAAACCCGAUUGCGUGACUACGUUGAAGAGAAAAACCGACUCUCGGAGGAUGUGAAUAAGGAGAUUGAAGAGUAUGAAGCGUUGUACAGAGAGCUGGAAGCGAUGUGCAGAGAAGUGAACAUUCCAAUCGAAGAAAUUCUCACAGAGAAUGCGGAGGAAUACUGA